AUGGCUCUCAGCUUCUUUAGCCAUACGAACCCCGCGAAACAUUUCGAUAUCAGACUCGACGAUGACUACAUUAUCUUCCGCGGAAGUCCAGAUGAGGCUGCCAGUGCACAUCUCAAGGGCACAUUGGUCCUCUGUCUUUCAGAGCCAUUGACGAUCAAAUACUUACGACUUCAGCUCGUGGGCGUUUGUCGUAUUGGGUGGACUGUUGUGAGCGGACCUCUCAGCGGAGCCAGGAAACAAGGAAAGGAGGAGGUGGUGUUCGAGAAGACCUGGAAGUUUCGAGACGCUGGAAAAGGCAAAACAGAGAUCUUGUCUCCAGACAACUAUGAAUUUCCCUUUGACGUGAUCCUGCCAGGGUCUCUCCCGGAGAGCGUUGAAGGCCUCCCCGACUCGUGGGUCACAUAUCGGCUAAAGGCAGAGAUUGGGCGAAAAUAUGCAAAGGACAUCAGUACGAGAAAGCCGCUGAGGAUCAUUCGCGCAUUGGAUCCAAAUACGGUAGAGACGAUAAACGUGACGAGCAUUGAAAAUGUAUGGCCAGAUAAAUUAGAGUAUUCUUUCACGGUGCCCAACAAAGCUAUUAUAUUCGGCACUCAUAUCGCGGUGAACUUUCGGAUGGUUCCACUUCUGAAAGGCCUUGCGCUGGGUACCAUUUCCACUCAAUUGGUCGAGUCUCUCGAGAUGACCAUGCCUGCAGACGAGUCUGUGCCGCGCAAUUCAAAGUCGUCAAGGGUCAUUUUUUCCCAUUCUUUCGAGGUAGAUAACGAAGGCGACUUGCAGAUUCUGGACGACGAGGCGGAAGGUUACAAGUUCUCCAAAACUUGGGAUCUGCCCAGGACUUUGCGAAAAUGCUUGCAAGAUGCAGAGACAAAAAGGAUCAAGGUCAAACAUAAGCUGAAGUUCAAGGUUCACCUUCAGAACCCCGACGGGCAUACUUCAGAGCUUCGCGCAACCCUCCCGGUCUUCAUCAUUAUUUCUCCCAAUUUCCGAAUCGACGAGAACAAUAAUGUUGUUGGCCAAAACCCGCACUCGGCUUCAAUCGACCACUACCUUAACCAGCAAGCACCUCCUAUGUACGGCGACCAUCGAUUCGACGCCCUGUAUAGUGACCUAGAUCCGAAUGGCUAUUUCACCCCCAACAUCUAUAGUGGGAUGACUUCGCCCUUUGGCUCGCAAAGCAGAAAUAUGUCUGCUGAAAACCUUGCGGUUCUUCCAGGCUUUCAGGUAGGGGAUAUCUGCGCCGAUACGUUGCAUAGCCGAUUAGCGGAUCUUCGCACCCGUGGUUCCGGAGCCACAUCUCCUUCCCCUGAAGUCCUAGAAGGCCCGGGGGACGAACUUCAGCGGCGGUCAUUCUAUAACGCCGAUCAACUUCCCUCGAUCAUGAGCGAACUUGACCUUGCGGUAUCGGACGGUUCGGGGCGCUCGUCGGAGGAAGGUCAAUUUCCGUCGGGAUCUGCGACGCCUGCUCCACGAGUCUACGAGAUCGAAGAUCUAUGCCGCGUCCCUAGCUAUAGUACAGCUCUCCGGUCGAGUGCGAGGACCCAUUACGAUGGAACCCUCCCCAAUUACCAAGCCGCCACUGCGUCUGGCAGGCCUCCUCCGCGUCCUCCCCAGUCAACCCACUCCCGAAGAGCAAGCCGGCUCUUUGGAAUCCUCGACACACCCAUUCGUCCUCAUUUCUCAUUACACCAUCGCAGUAACAAUGACUUGUCUACGGACACCGAGAGGCAAGUCAGAAUCAUGCAAGCGCGGUCUCGAGAGUAG
Uncinocarpus reesii 1704 is the source of this 1761-nucleotide messenger RNA. Its product is annotated as CreD protein. Gene Ontology annotation, molecular function: protein-macromolecule adaptor activity; ubiquitin protein ligase binding. Gene Ontology annotation, biological process: ubiquitin-dependent endocytosis. Gene Ontology annotation, cellular component: plasma membrane; cytoplasm; cytosol. The record is from RefSeq and is a predicted model, not a curated record. Bases 1 to 1761 code for a protein of 586 amino acids. The transcript is spliced from 5 exons. NCBI's taxonomy places the organism in Eukaryota, Fungi, Ascomycota, Eurotiomycetes, Onygenales, Onygenaceae.